This is a messenger RNA of Postia placenta MAD-698-R-SB12, 2244 nucleotides long. RefSeq lists its product as hypothetical. The transcript is spliced from 12 exons. Gene Ontology annotation, biological process: exocytosis. Gene Ontology annotation, molecular function: phosphatidylinositol-4,5-bisphosphate binding. The record is from RefSeq and is a predicted model, not a curated record. The coding region runs from base 197 to 2086 and encodes 629 amino acids. Gene Ontology annotation, cellular component: exocyst. Lineage: Eukaryota; Fungi; Basidiomycota; Agaricomycetes; Polyporales; Adustoporiaceae.
GAACUCUGCUGUCACCUGUGUAUAUAUCAUAUCUCUUCAAUCAACCGCAUCCCUGUCGUCUUUCGCGUUGUCUAUUUGUACACUUUCAUGAUAUUGACUCUCGCAGUGCCCUGGGUUUAGGAGCGUCCUUCUCAAGACCAUUGCUUUAGGUUAUUGGUUAACCGAAACCUACGCGACCCCUUAUUCCAAGGACACUAUGGACGACGAGACCGCAGAGAUUGAGCUGCUAGAGCAGAAUCUAAACAAGACACGCCAGAUCUCACAACGUAUGACCACCAUACUAUCCAGCUUCGAUACCCGGCUGGUCAAGCUUGAGAAGUCUAUACUACCGCUGUACAACUCGACACAGUUGCUGACGAGGCGCGCUCGAAAUAUCGAGAGCGCAUUGGGGAAGAUAGAUGAGAUUGCCAGCUAUCAGGAAGGAAUUGCUGCGGAAGAGGCACUUGUCCUUCGCGGCCCACAGCCGGGACAGCUGCAUGAGUACAUCGAAGUCGUGCAACGAAUGAAUGCCACCAUCGCGUUUGGCAUGGGCGACACUGGUGCGCGUGAUACGGCCCGGCUAGUCGAGACUGGUGCGAAGAAGGUUCUUCAGCGUUACACCGAACUCGUAGCAGAGGCUUCAUCCGGGACCCCUAUCAAUGGACCAGACUUCGAGCUGAUACCUUUCGACCCGGCCAUGAUUGCUGCCCUCCGGCCUAUCGUCGAUUUUUUGCGCACGCUCCCACUGCCGCGAACGCAUCCGUCUCACCCUGCUGCGCCUGCAAUACAGUCCGCACUUAAAGAAGCACAGAAAGGAUACGGAGACAUGCGCGGCGCAUGGGUCAAGAAAUGUCUCGAGGUGUACGGCAAACGUGCUGUUGAACGCGCCGGGACGAUUGACGCGGUCAAUUCUGGAGAGGAAUUUGGCAGGUUUAUUCAGAAUAUGCUCAAUGUGGCUGAGGACGAGUACGCUGUACUAAAUGAACUUGCUCCGUUGACCGCACCGUCUUUUAUCGCCUCGACGUACACUACGCUAAUCACCCCACUCACGUCUCUCUUCUCGUCUACGUUCUCGUCGCUCAGCGCGUUGAUCAAACGCUCCCUCCACAAAUAUACGAUCUUGGCGCUCUCGGCGUACUCAUGUCUCCUGGAGUAUCAGGAGCAGUGGGAGGACAUUAUGGUGAACAGAUCAAGUCGCAAAGACAGCAACGAUCUGAAAGACAUGCUGCAAGCUAUCCGGGCAUCCUGCCAGAGGAGCUUCCCCGAGUUUCUCGCAGAUAUCAAGAUUGCUGCAUCAAGCAGUCAGGGAGAGCUCAGCACAGGCGUGGUCAGCGUGACCAUGUCGACCGUUGAAUACCUCGAGCGCCUCCCCGAUGUACGAGAAGCCGCAGCGUCUAUGUUGAAGUCGCUUGGUGACGGAAACUGGAAAAUGGGCGAAGGCGCGCAAGUUGGGAAGGCAAAAAGAGACGAUAUCGACGAUAGGACGAUUCUGGAGCAUUUCACAUUCGACGCUGUUAGCAUGAUUGUGAAUACUCUCCAGACGCUAGGCAGAACAAACCGACGGCCAGCGUUUGGCUCCAUCUUCUUGCUCAACAAUAUCUCCUAUCUUCUCACGCGCCUCAUACUCAAGCCAAGAUCCCCUGAAAUCCCCGCACUACUGUCGGACCCUAGCAAGAACAUGCUCCAAUCGAAUUUCCGCACAGCUAAGGCAGCGUACUUCGAUUCCAACUUCUCGCCGCUGCUACAGACACUCGCUGAAGACAAGGACAAGAGCAAGAGCGCAACGAAGGAGAAGUUCACGCGCUUCUUCGACUUGUUCGAGGAGGUCGCUGAGCGGCACACGCUCGCUCGCGUGCUCCAUGACGAUGACGAGAGUCGGGAAACGGUCGCGGAUGAAGCGGUCAAGCUAGUUGUCCCGUCCCUGCAGCGCUUUAUCCAGCGGAACAUGGGCAAAGAUUUCAGCAAGAACCCGAAGAAGUAUAUUAAGAUGUCCGCCGAAGAGGUCGAGUCGCUUAUCAAGAGCUUCUACCUUGAAAGGGACAACAUGCCUCCGCCGGCGGAGCGGGCGACGAACAACCUGUUGAUUCAAGCCGGUUGGAGUCGAUGAUCUGAAUGAUCUUCUGUAAUACUAAGCACGCUAUUUAUACAUAUCAUCAUCUAAGGGAUGAGUAGGAUCAUGAUGAAGUUGGGACAUUGACUAAUGAUGUUUUAUAGUGUUUGUCUCCAGCUGUUUCAUGUAGCCAGUAUUCAUUGCCAUAGUCAAAG